AUGGAGAGGAUGGUUGUCCCCAAAUCAAAGAAACCCAAGCUUGCCGGCGACACUACCGCCGCCGCCCCUCUCAGCAUUUAUGACUCAUCGUCAACCGUUAAUGUUUCUUCUUCUUCUUCUCCUGCUCCCAAGCCUCGAAGCUCCACUUUCAGAGGUGUCACCAGGCACAGGUGGACCGGCCGGUUUGAGGCUCAUCUGUGGGACAAAACUAUCUGGAAUAGCACCACCAACAAGAAGGGCAAACAAGUCUAUCUCGGGGCUUACGAGAAAGAGGAAGAUGCUGCUCGGACAUACGACCUAGCUGCCAUCAAGUAUUGGGGGCCGGGAGCUGUCCUAAAUUUCCCGAUCGAGACACAUGCAAAAGACAUCGAGGAAAUGCAGAAGCUGUCCAAGGAAGAAUAUUUGGCUUCGCUGAGGCGCCGGAGCAGUGGAUUUUCUCGGGGAGCUUCGCAAUAUCGUGGGGUCGCUAGGCAUCAUCACAACGGUCGAUGGGAGGCGCGAAUUGGACGCGUAGCAGGAAAUAAAUAUCUAUACUUGGGAACUUACGCGACGCAAGAAGAGGCAGCGGCAGCGUAUGACCUGGCGGCCAUCAAGCACCGGGGGCCGAAUGCGGUGACGAACUUCCACAUAAGCAACUAUGUGGACAAGUUAAAAGAAAUGUAUCCGGAGCUAGAGGCAAAAUACAGCGAAAUGCCAAAUGCUGAGGAUGUGGAUCCGGCAUCGGACGAUCCACAAGUACAAGAUGUGCACAACCGCCACGACCAAGAUGGGGAGGGGGUCCCGUCGAGCAGCGUCAAGCCCGAGUCGGCGUUGAUAGAGUCGUCGGGCAACACACAGCCGUUGAUAUUGCCGGAGGAAGAGUAUUCAUGGGAGAUGUGCCCGUGCAUCAUCAACCCGGCCAUAUUACCCGACGCUCCUUUGGAGCGAUUUCUUGAGCCCAUCGACUGGAUUGAUGGGAAAACGUUCGUGGACAACAUCGAAGACUUUUUUGAUAAUGAAUUGAGCCGUGAGCCCGCUCGCGAUGGAACGUCCUCCCCGACUCGACAGGGCAUCGGCUUGUAG
Molecule: messenger RNA, 1062 nt
Organism: Andrographis paniculata
Lineage: Eukaryota; Viridiplantae; Streptophyta; Magnoliopsida; Lamiales; Acanthaceae
Product: ethylene-responsive transcription factor WRI1-like
Exons: 8
Coding region: 1-1062 (353 amino acids)
Biological process (GO): regulation of DNA-templated transcription
Molecular function (GO): DNA-binding transcription factor activity; DNA binding
Source: RefSeq, a predicted model, not a curated record